CUGAUCUCUUCCGUGUCUGAAACUUGAUUACAUGGAAACGAAAUCGACGAUCAUUUUGUAAAACCUUCUGAACAAUUUUAAACAAAUCUGGUUACCUCAGAUGACUACAAGGCGUCUUCAGUUUUUGGAAGUAGAAAUAUUCUGCCCGUCUGACGGCAUCAAAAAGUCGUUAGAACAGGUGUUGUAAACAAUGAAGCUCAACAACCGUGGUGAGAAGACGCUAAGAUUAUUUUAGGGAAUGGAGAGAUACGACGUCAUCAAAACUAUUGGCAAGGGAGCUGGUGGUAAGGUUCUCCUCGCUACAGAGAAGAACAGUUCAAGGUAAAGUUGGGUACACCUAGCAGAACAGACUGGAACUAUCUUAUUUAUAAAGCAGACUAAAAGACCAGUGACUUGUGUAAGCUUAUGUUUAGAUAAAUUAAGGCUUAAGCCGAUCUAAGCCUUGAUUGCAAAUGAUUUAAGCUUAAUUGUUAUAUACCGUAAAAUUCCGAAAAUAAGCCCCUCCAUGUAUAAGCCCCUCCAAAUAUAAGCCUCUUAAACCAGUAUAAUUACACUAAAAAAAUCCCUCCGUAAAAUUGCCCAGCCCCAAAUAGACUAUAAGCCCCCAGGGGCUUGUACUUGGGAAAUUGCCUUCAAAUACAAAGUAAAACAAAGCAAAAACGGUAAAUUUACUUCUAACUAUAAGGCUAGCCCAAUCGAUUUUGAAACUCAAAUUUCUCUCCAUAGAUAUUAAGCUCCUUCGAUUAUAAGCCCCUCCAAAAAUAAGCCCCUAGCCUCAAAAAGGGCCUUUGAAAAACAUAUAAGCCCCGGCGCUUAUUUUCGGGAAUUUUUCGGUAGUUGGAAAAUUUUUCUUAACAGUGUGCAUUGUUUAAUUAGAAAGACCAGCAGAGACAAAUAUGCCCCCUCUUAAAAAACUAUAGUAAGGAAUUCCCACCAUCUUGGUCCUUGACUUUGCAAUUAUUAUGAUACCUUCUUUUCCCAUAACUGGACAUUCACGUGUGUUAUUCUUUUGUUAUUACACAGACAUGUUGCUAUUAAAGAAAUUAUCUUAGAUCCAAAUAAGAAGAACAGAACUAAAGAAGCUGUUUUAAAAGAAGCAAGGUACUGCAUAGCAGUGUUUAAGCUAGUCUGCCAUAAAAAGAAUUAAAUGCCAGCCUUUGGAGAUACAAAAUCUGGAGACUCUGUCUUUUGCAUUAGCCCCCCCCCCCCCUGCAAAUAUCAAUGACCAACCCCUUCUGCCCUGAUCAACACAAAUUGACCCAGUCUCCAACAUGGGUGUGACUUAGGAGGACAUUAUAUGAAGUCUUGCAUGAAGUAUACGUACAGGACAUCAAAAUUCACUUUAAUUUGCGAUCAUAUUGAUGAAAUAUUAAUCUUUGUCAGUGAUAAAGUACUUGCAAAAAUGUCCCAGAAAUCUUGUUACAACUACAAAUGAAAAAAAAAAUACUCACAUUUUGAGGAAAAUGGGCCAAAUUCCAAAACUAAAGUACAGAAAAGCUCAUAAGUCGAUUUUAUGUGGGAAAUUUGGAAUGGUCAGUGACCCAUACAGGUGACCAGGAGACUGGAUAAAAUCAGGAGAGUUGACAUUUCAUUAUUUGUUGAUUUUUUAGCAUUUUAGCUCAUUUAAAACACCCACAUGUUGUUUCACUGCAAGAGUCAUUUUUUGAUCCAUCAGAGGAAAAGCUUUUCAUUGUUCAGGUACUGGUUAUCCUAGCUAUGAAAUGGUUUAUAAGUUUAGUAGAAAUGUUAUUAUUAUUGGAUGAGGCUGAGUUUGAUGGAAAGAAUGAUACAGAUUGAGGAGGGUGUUAUCCACUGAGGGUGAAGGUUGAGGUGGGCCUUCCGAGAUCUAGUCAAAAACAUGUAGCUUAAGCUGUUUAUAAUAAUGAAGAAUAUUAACUGGGGAGUUGAGCUAAUCAGAAAUGCAAAGAAAUAUUUUGAAAGAAUAAUUAAUAUUAUUAAAAGAAUAAUUUAAUUCAAGGACAAUUUCAUAAAAUAAAGUUGUAUCUUUUAUGUUGAAGUUAUUUAUUUUAUUAUAACUGCAUGUAGUACAUGUACAUAGUAGAAGAGCAGUGUAUGGUUAAGACACAGGAAAACCAAGAAAGAGCAGACAGUAAAAAAUGAUUGGUAAUUUAAAUUAAUGCCACUCAAGUUUGAAAAUUAAACCAUAAGUUAAGUGUAACUGAUAACAUCUAGUACAUUUUAAUGUUUCUUGCUUAGAGCGAAUUAGCUGUAUAUCAUGGGAAUUCAAUGUUUGUUAUAAAUAUUUUAAUAAAUGUUUGUUUGAGUGCUUUUUUUUAGGAUAGAUUCGCAACAUUUACUUUUAAUCCUAAUACAAGCUUUACCAAUUUUUUGUUAUUUCUUAUUGCAGGAUUUCUGUGAUGGUGGAACUCUGCAUGAAAAGAUUGUUUCAGCAAGAGAAGUUAGUAAAAGCAGCAAUAUAAAAAACAUUAACAGUUCAGCAACACAGAAAAAUUGACUUCACCUAACAUGUAGGUCUUCCACAAGCACCAGCCAUGUGAAAAGAGUUUAAGCUGACUACUGAAACCACAGUGGUCCACCUCUAGGCAACUUAUGGUCUUCCAGUACUUAAGUUGUAGUCUAAUCUCUAACAACAAUAUAUAUAUAAUUCAGUGUUAUAUAAUCAGAUUAAUCUUUGGAACUCAGCUUGUACACUGCUAACAGUGCAUGGAAUGUUUUGCCAUAAUAGUGGUCCUAAUAACCGACACUUGGUGUAGCUCAAUUGGAUAAGUGCCGGUCUGCUGAGCCACUGGUUCAAACCCUGGCCCCCCUGUUCGUUAAGAGUAGGGGACAUACGUGUAGUACCUGGUGUGGUGGUUGCUGUCUCAAAUUCAGACUCACAUUAGGGGGGGCAUCAUUACCCAUGACUUCAUUACUGGUAAACUGCAACAUAUUUAAGAAAUCCAGCUAAAGUCCCCCAAUUAGUGUUGUAAAUUUUCCUUGAGGGAUGUUGAUAAAAAGAUAUUUUCAGUUUACAAUUAUUUUACAAUUAAAAACAGACAAGAAAGUGUUACUUUUAUUAGUUAAACAUGCCUAUAUCUACUUUCUUUCAGAACAAUUCUCCAUUUUCAGAGAAACAAAUAAUGCAAGUAAGUAUUAAAAUUUCCUGAGACUGGACAGGAGUCGAACACAUUUUUCAACAUUUUUAUAAUACCUUUAUUAACAGCUGAUGUAGAAGUCCUCUGCUAAUCUUUAUGCUGUGUUGUGCUGGUUAUAAUUUUCCUCUUGGACUAACUAAACGUCCUGUUUAAACAUCACAAUUAAAUGUGAAAAAUUUUCUGGCCUGUAAACGCAGACAUAUUGCUAGUCAUCAAUAACUCUCCCCCCAAAAGGUAACUUGGUUAAGUUAUAUUUUGGAUGGAGAGACUGAGAGGUGACAACCAGAAAAACGUCUGUGUUUGCAUGCUAAGAAUUUUGUUGCUGGAUUUUUUUUAAAUUACAGUAAUAAAGUUUUAAUACCAAUGAUUUCCUGUGCAUAUGACAUAAGUAACAUUGAUAUCAUUCUGCUGAGUGACCUAUUUUUAUUUUUUCUUUGCCUAUGUCUAGUGGUUUGUUCAGAUGGCCAUGGCUCUUCAACAUAUUCAUUCAAAGAAAGUUCUUCACAGGUAUGUGUAUGAGAGCUAUAUAAAUUUUUUUUGUUUUAAUUCUGUUCAGAAACUUCAGUAACAUUUCCUUAGCUAGGUUAGCUGUAAGUUCUCAUCUGUUUCGAGAUGUAAUGGUUUCAUAUGAUCCCGGAGUCCCAUACUGUUAACCCUUUGCAGCGAGCUGGGACCCGUUUCCCGAAAGCCCUGGUAGGGACCCAAAAGCUUUUUUUGUUUUACAUUAAAGAUUGAGGGGUUCUACAACUGGUUUACGUAUUUUGUAGAGCGCUCAAAUCAUUUAAUUCAAGAGCAUUGACUAAAAUUAAUAAUCACAGGAGUUCAGGCUUCAGGAGUAAUCAUUGAUCAUUUAUUGCGACAGUACUGUUUCGUAUGGUCCGAAAUUGUAGGACCACACUCAUCAGACAACUUCAACGAUUGACCAUUAAAAUUAAAAGCUGGCAGUAAAAUUUGGGUGGUUGUUAUAGAGAUGCAUUAAGAGAUUGUAUCUAGGUAACAGAUGGAUUGUGUCAUACAUGUAGUUACGUUACUCUAGAGUUCUGAAGUACAUAUCUGUUUCUGUGGGGGCGUGAACUCGCUAGUUCGUUUCGCCUGUUUAGGCUUCAAAGCUAUAUACAUACAUACAUAAACUUUAUUUAACCUCGAAUUUAGAGUAGCUAAAGAUAAGCUAGUGUCUUCGAGUUACAAGUAAGAUGUUAAAACUACUAAAACAGCUAGCGAGAUAAACAAGCUUAGCUAGGACCUGCACUUUUAUUCUUUAUUUCGUUAUUUUAAAUGAUUUUAUUUCCAGAGAUUUGAAGUCACAAAACGUGUUUUUGACCAAGAAGGGUGUUGUCAAAAUAGGUAAGAAUGAAUUUUUAUAUUUUAAUAUUGCAGUUGUAAAUAUACUGGAAUAUUCUCUGUUGUAAAUGUUGCGAUUUUUAACAAUAUACAGCAUGAAAUAGGUAGUAAUAAAAGCAAUUAUCACUGAGAUCUAUCCUUAAGGUUAUUAAAAAGCAAAGCAUGCACACAGAGAAGUUCAAAUGAAAACUUUGAACCAGGCUUACAUGAUGUUGUUCAUGCUAGGUGACUUUGGAAUCGCCAAAAUGAUGGAGAACACGUUUGAUAUGGCACAGACAUGCUGUGGUACACCGUGUUAUCUAAGCCCAGAAUUAUGCCAAGACAUGCCUUACAGUUCCAAAGCAGAUGUUUGGGUAAGUCAUUAUGUUUGUCAGAAAAUUUUCCCUAAUAUUCUAAAAAAGCUCUUUUAUAAAUUUAUAACAUCACUAAAUAACAUAUAUUAAUAACAGAAAUGUUGAUCGAUAUGCACAUGCGGCUGUUAACCGUAAAGUACCCGUAGCAAUUGGUACAGUACGCUAUCAUGGAUUACUAACAAGCAAUUGGUCAUAUGGAAAUUAGUCUUAUUUACAUGCGUAUUAUUUUUUGUACGUUUGAUGAUUUUUCUGUAGAACGUUUUCACACGACGUUGCUUCCGCCAUGCACCAAAACAAUAAAAUUGCCGACCAUGUUGCUCGGUUCCAAACCAUUCCUCUGGGAGAUGAACCUUUUUCUUGUGUGAAAAUUACACUGACCACUAGCUAGCGUGAAGACGCCCACUAUCGUCAGUUGAAUCUAGAAACGGUACAGAUUCGCACACCUUAAAUAGAUUAUUAGCGCAGCUACGUUUGCAAUAUUUUAUCAGUGUAUAGGCAGCAUAGCAUAUGCUCAUAUGUAGUAGCAAUAGCAGUAGGAGUAGUUGUUAACUGCCGGUUGCUGGUUUGAUGUUAUGUUUUUCAGGCUCUAGGCUGUCUUCUGUUGGAGAUGUGCGUUUUGCAUUACGCUUUCGACGCAACCAACUUUGUCAGCUUGUUUUACAAGAUUGUUAAAGUAGAUCAUGCGGUGAGUCUUCAUCCGUUAACUUUGGGCAAAGAGAACUGCACCCCCGGCAGAAUCGCCUGCCACUAUAUUGUUCAAAGAAUAAUCUCCUUGUUACGGCAAUCCUUUACGCACACUUUACGUACAACUGUACGAUUUAUUUAUACAAACUGUUUCUAAUAUUUCCAAGUCAUUAAAAGUCCAUAGUUAAAAACCUCGUAUGUGUUCUGUACUGACAAUUAACUCCCUCUAGUCUCUCGGCCGUUUAAGGUGGCUUUUACGUUUACGUGCGAUCUUCCAUACAUUGCCUCUCUGUUUUAUUUACAUGCGUAACAUUUACGUACGCAAGCAUGUAAAAAUUACCCGACAAUGGAAAUACACCCUUGUUGACAAUAAUCUUUCUUCGCAAAUCGCUUUGUUGUAUAUUAUUUAUAUAAUUUUUUCUCCCCUUAAGGAUGUUAAGAACUUAACUUGACUCACUGCAAGGUUCUGUCGAUACUUAUCGAGAUCUUGUUCUUAUGGCUCUUUCCAGGAAGUUCCGCCACAAUACUCAUCUUCUCUGUCAGCGCUGGUUACCGUGUUGCUAUCAAAGACCCCAGAUGAGCGUCCAUCGUAAGUGGCUUCUAUUCGUUUUCCCAAGAACUGUUAAAAAAGAAAUCUGUCUCGAACAAUUUCGUUUUUUUUAAUUAAUUGAUUAAUUUUUUUAUUUAUCGGGUUUGAACAUGUGAAAGAACUGUUGGAGGUAACAAGCAAACAGAUUAUUACGUAGUACCUAAAGAUUAAUUUCCUAUAGGGAAAAUAAUUCUUCUUCACUUAUUAUGAUGGAUAAUAAUUGAUGUUUUGAGCGUUACACCUGUUCAAGUUUGUGGAUUUGUUUUGCUGCUUAAACAGUGUUUAAUUCAUUUAUUCGCAGAGCUGGAACAAUUCUUAAUCAGCCUUUUGUGCAAGAGCAUCUUGCCAUUCUGAUAAAAGAAAAGGAAAAUCUACAAGAGGCUUUACAUGCUAAGUGAGUAAAAUGGCUUAUUGCAGAUAUGAUUCACUCAGUUAUAGAGAACUACUCUUAGUUUGGUAAAAGCAAGUGCAAUACAAACCUAUCAAAGUAGCGUAUUCUUUUCCCCCCCACUACAUUACGAUUAUGAGCAUAGAUUCAAUACUGCGAACGACAGUUGGCCGUUCGGCAAUUCCCCACUAAAAUAUCCGAAGGAAUGUAUGCUGGGGCCGGACAUGAUAUCUGGACAGCUACUAUAAUUUUGUAGUUGAAGAAAAGUCAAUACAGUUGACUCUCUCUUAACAGACACCUCGGUAAAACGGACACUCAGAGUUGGCCCCUGCCUUUUUUGCUUCCUUUUAUUUGACUCCCUAGAAGUCUGACGUCUCUAUCAGAUGGACACUUGGUGCCGUUCCCAAAGGUGUCCGUCUUAGAGAGGGUUGACUGUGUAGUGUAUGUCCAGUCCUAUUUUUCCGGUUUGUUCUGCUAAAACGGACAAAACGGGGACCUGGUCGAAAAUAUUUCCUUCCUGAAAAUAGCCUGUGCCAGGCUCUCGGUCAGUGCAGACGAGCGAAAAAAUCGAGGGAGCAGUGAUAAUAUAGCGAACGAGCGAGAAACGGCGGGAUGAGAGAAGGGGGCAGCCUGUAAGCAUCAUUUCAAAUACCACAAUCCACCCACUAUCCCGCUCACUUCCUAGUAAAAAACCGUUUCUCGUGUCAAAAUGUCAAACGUCAAACCGUCAAAAGGUGCGGUGUCGGAGGUUUAACAUACUCGUGUUUGGUCAAAAUGUCAAACGUCAAACCGUCAAAUACCGGAAUGAGGUCAGUGUCGGAGGUUUAACAUACUCAUGAUUGCAUAAGCGUCAGUCAAAAAGUUUAUCAGGGAUGUCAGUCAAGUUUAUAAGCUUUAAAAUUCCGCACGCAUGUAAUAGUGUGAGUAGGAUUUGAACCAUUACAUGUUCAAUACAUAACUUCAUCAUGAUACCACGAAAACUUCGAAUUGCUUACUUUUUGGUUCUCAUAAUUUUUUUACUACAACGACAGAGAACUUUGCUAUUUUAGCGGAAGGAGAAACAGGCAAGCCAUAACCCAAAUAAAUCAAAAUGUGCAACCGAGACGGAGAGCUUCCUCAUUUUGGCCACAUCCACAGAACGAGUUUUGAAAACUUUAAGUGACAGGUCCGUCGCUACAUUUUCUUUGCAAGGAACAUUACAGAGCUACUGGGUCUACUUCUCAAAACUCAUGACGUUCACAAUUACAUUUUAGAAAUAGAAGAAUCGGAUUCAUUUUCGUUAGGCCGGAGCCGAUCACCCGUCACGCUUUCAUGAUUAAAGUAAGCAAGUGGGUAAUCGACAACCAACGUUUGCGUGUUAGCGUGCUAUUAUGUUCUGAUUUACCGUUCUUUUCCGAAAUGUGCUGAGAUAGUGCGUUAGUAGGCUAGUAAAGAUAGUUGGAACUAUACCUCAAAGUGUACUUCGGUGUCUUCAAAGGCAACGCGUUACCAUGGGUAUAAAGUAGGCUACUUGAGGUAAAAUUAGACCCGUUCACAUGUUAAGUAAGAUUCAAGUAUACUUAAAAUGUACUUACCUCGCUAGUAUGAACCUACCUAAUGCUUACAGGCUCCACUACUCCGUCUCUCCCUAACCCUCACUCGCUUUUCGCGCAAAUUUCCUCGAUCCGCUUUCUUCACUACCUUGGAGCCUGAAAAGGGCUAUCCUGAAAAUAACAUUUAUUUGCAUGCCUAGUGAUGCCCUUCCACCAUCAUUGCAUGCCUUUUUAUUGCUAAUACUCUAUACACAGUUUGAUUUCAAAUCCUAGCAAAUGCUUUUCUGGGCCAGGUGUUGUCCUAAAGCCCGCUUUACUUGUCCAAUAGUACGCUUUCGGGAAGUAGAGCUAUUUUUCUGAUGUCUCUGAUAAGCAUAAGGGAAAUGCCCUGGGUACGGGAAAAGGUUCCGCGUACCAGUGGGCUCUGUGCUGAAUGGUAAUACUCCCUGUCCAGUGGGGGAGGGCACAGGCUAACGAAGAGAAGGAGGCGUGAAACUUCUUCUAUUUUAAAACCGAUUUUGGAAGAGCUUGGCCAGAAUAUUUUCCUGUUUUUAGACUAAACUAACUCAAAGUUAUCUAUCUAGUGAGGUCUCCCGGAUUGGCAGGGAGACUGUAUGUGUUGGGAGUCUCUAUUUCGUGGACUUACAGGGAUUUUUACUUCCUCCUCUCAGGCAGCUACUGAAAACAACAGGUGGAAGUAGAAACAAAUCUCCCAGCUCGCACCAACGUCCCUCGUCAGCUUCCGGGAUAAAAUCUCCGGAUGAGAACGGACGGAUGUUGAGAGGACGGUGCAAAUCAGCUCAGCCAAUGAAUAGACGGCAACAACAGGUUGCUGUACAGGAAAAGAAAGGUUAGACGCGUGCUCUUUACUUAAAACUACAUUGCUCACUCAGUCAGGAAUGUCAAUGCUCGCAUCCUGUGACCUUUCUUCUUUUGUUCUUAUGUUUAUGACGAAAGUUUGCAAGGGUGAAUCGAGGAAAAAUGAAAACCGUGAUUGGGUGGGUGGGAGGGGGACUUUGGCAAGAGGGCGUUUCCUUAUCUGUCUUGUACUCUCAUCAUUUCCCGCUCAGAGCUCAAUCCAGAUCUAACGGAAAUAAGACUUCACUUUUCUAAUUUUAGAUGUCGAUCAGACAAACGUUGCGGAUGACCCUGGUGAGUAUUCGGACGACUUCGAUGAGUCGGACGACGAAGAGUAUUCGGAUGAAUCCGACGAAGGCUCGAACGGUGAUUCGCCGAAAAAGCCGGUGUCGGCAGCAAAAAUGAAAGACAACGGAGAGGAUGAAGAAGCAGAAGUUGAAUAUCCUGAUGAUUUUGAAGAUGACUCGGAAGAAGAGGUGAGAUAUUGCAAUUAAUAAUAUAGUCAAACGUUGUGAUCGUUGACGGCUGCUUUAUUUUGUCAUCAGAGGUGGCGCGCUUCUUAUGUCUUUUUACGUCGCAAAAAAAAAAACUAUGGCCGGAUUUAUAGACCUUGUCACGGUUUUCGACGCCAUCUUGACGAGUAGGCAAACGUGUGAGAAAUUACAGUGUUUGUAUGAGAAUCUAAUGUCGAAUAAUUUCCGUAAAACGGCUGGCCUGAAAAAAAUAUCAAUUGUAAACUAAAGCUACAAAGCAAAGGAUUGUACUAAAAGAAUUUGGGGAGCGUACCUGUGCUUAAGUUUCUUCAGACGCUUGCUUUAGAUUUUCCAUAUAUUUGUCUGUAAUUUUUCCAGGGACUUUCUUACACACAAAUGUAUAGAAAAUUUAAAACGGGGUUUAGGUCUUCUAGCACAUGGAACGCCCUCAAUUUUUUUCAGUAGAGUCCUUAGGAGUGGAGCUUUCGUUUACAAUUCAUAUUUUUUUCAGAACAGCCGUUUUACGGCAAUUAUUACAUAUUAGAUUCUCCUACAAACACUGAAAUUUCUCAUGCGUUUGUCUACUCGUCAAGAUGGCGUCGAAAACCGUGAUAAGGUCUAUUAUAUAAACACCAGCAAAAUACCACAUGAGCUUUCGCGCGAAAACAAGAUAUCCUCACACGUGAAAUACACAUGCAAAGAUGACCGCUGCUAUGGAUACAAAAUAAAUAGCGCCUUUCGCAAAAACAUCAACAAAAAACAUAUAAAAGGAAAUGGUUAUUAAGUAUUUUAUUGGUGGUUAUGUAAUAAAUACAAUAUUACAGGACCGCUUGGAUAUAGUUUUCUCUUUUCGUGUUGAAAAGUAUUUCACGAUUGAGCGCAACACUUGAAGAGAAAUUUCGUAUUUCCGCUUGGCUAUAUAUGUAAUGUUUAGUGCUCGGUGUAUGAACGCUUCUACUUCUCCACGCUUUUGUUAUGUUUAUUUUAGUUGCAUUUUACUCUGAUUGUUGACAUAUUCGACUGUUAAGAAAUAUAAAAGGGUAUUUUUGUAUAAAGCAUGGUCGCUAUCGUAUUGCUUAGUGUGAACCACGCACUCCCUCUGCUCCAAAUCUUGGCCUAUGAAUGCGUAAAGCUGCAUACCCCUGACUACUGAUUAUAGCCCUGAGAUAAAUUUCCAUCUCGCUUUAGCGAAAGGCGUUGGUGUCAAAAGUAGUCACACCCCUUGGCCCAGAUGCAUAAGGUGAUAAUUUUCUGCAAGAUUCCCUCUGGUUCUUGCGUGUUAUCAAGGAUAGCUCAGUCAAAAACCUAUAAACGAGCCUUCAAAAAGAAGGGAACGGUUGCUCAAUCAGCAUCUGUUUUAAAAACUAAUAAUAAUAAUAAUAAUAAUAAUAAUAAUAGUAAUAAUAAUAUGAAGAAAUAAAAAGUAAGAAAAUACAUUAUCUUAGAACUUGAACUGAGAUAUCGCUUGCCAUUUUUCUCUCAAGAUUCUGGACGAUAUUCUCACCAACGCCCGGGCUGCUCAAGAUGCUGAAGGUAAUUUGGAAUCUAAGAACGAAUUUCAAAUAUCUGUUCGAAUUAUUAAGUGUUUGUAGGAUAACAUUUCACUUCCACGAUCUUCUUUUAACUUCACUUAUCUCAUUUGGCAGUUUUAUUAACAAAGCAAAGGUAGUUUCGAAAGCGUUUGCGUUUGUUUGUUUUUAAGGAAUGUCGAAUAGUCCAGUGUAGAAUUCGUCGCCGCCGCUGUAUUGAGGCACUGAGGGAUCAUUUAUACAGAGUUAGCCUCAAUCAAAGGUAAAUAUAUUCACAAAUUCCAGUCAGAAGAAGACCUGUAACUGCAACUGUAUGUAUUGUUUUAAACUCAAAUUCCGACACCUCUCUCCGGUAUUUGUGUAUAAAUGAGUCUUUAGUGCUUCUAUUCAGCUGCCGCGACGAAUUCAAAACUAGACUAUUGAGGUUUAAGCUGACCUCAGAUUCCAGUUGUGUAUAUAGGAGCUGCUCGUAAGGUCACUCCUGAUUGGUCGUAGAAAACAAUGACAUGUCAUUCUUUCAAUUGUUUCAGUAUUGCUUGGUGUCAGGGUUAGACACCAUUGGUGACUUCUCUUCCGAGCAGCUGCUACAUGACCCUCAGAUUCAUUGAAUUGUCUUGUGCAAUGUAGUGUAGUUUGGAAUUUGAUUGAAUAGAUCAGUAUAUCUCUCAGCUGGUGUAGAAUUGUUUUCAUGUCACUAAUAAUCAUAUACUGGCUCAUUGCCUCAGCAGUGGAAGAAGAAAUCGUGGAAGACUUGGAUAGACCAUUGUCCUGCAAACAGAAGCUUAAAGAGUAAGUUCUUUGGGUAACACUUUAGAAUAAUGUAACGGGAGGUAUUCAGGAAACUUUUGAUCAAGUAGGCAGAGUUAAGUACCCGCUGUAAAAGUAAAUAAUAACGGGAGUACCGAACACUCCACGAACCAUUUCCAGACUCACUUACUUAUAUAAUACAAGAUAAAAAACAGACAAACAUUAAGUGCUUGUGUCAUAGAAAGUUUACAAUUCGUGAUAAAAUACUGUUAAGAUCAUUUCAUAUAAAUACGUUUUUCACAAAAAAGAACAAUGUAGGAAGGAAAGAGAGGGGCAUAUGUAUCCUCCUUUGGGAAGAGCAAAUGUUUGGGGACUUUCCACAUUAUCGUUACAACGUUAGAGAGAUUUAGAAUCACACUUAUGGCAAACUGCAAACGACAAUUAACAUACCAUGUGACCAAAUUCUCCUUUUCAUUGUAGUUUACUGUUAAUUAUAUCUACACAAAAAUAAGUAGGUUCAUACGAGGCUUAUCCAUAAGAAUUAUUGUGCAUAGCGUUUUUCUGCUUAUUUUCUACUUUGCCAAAUUGUCAACUUGGAGCUGACGUAUGCCGUUUGGCGUAAACGUGAUCCUAACUGCCUGUUUACAUGGAGGUGGGAGACCCCAGGCUGGUGAGGUAACUCGCUUAUGUGGGGUAACCCGCCUGUUCAUAUAAUCUCCUAUUUUGAUUUGAUCACGCUUACAUGUUAGGUACGGUCACCCGCCAUAUGUUACCUCACCUAUCUGGGGUCUCCCACCUCCAUGUAAUCGUUCUAUUACCUUCAGUUAUCUCCCCUUGCAUCAAUAUUCCAUUGUCUUUAGCCAGCCUUUGAUCUUCGAGAAUGUUUACUCACCUGUUUGCUAGAUGCUUGAAAUUUCAAGGAACGCCUGUAAACAAUAAUUACAAAUGUUUAGGAAUUUGAUAACUUUGAGCUUUUUUGUUCUUCCGGCAGGCAAGUGAUAAGUUUCAUAGGCGAGAAAAUGUUUGAGGAGGUGCGAGAGAGAUUCGCUCGAGGAGAAGUGGACAGCGAUCAAAGGUAUGGUCAUCCCAGCAUAUUUAGAAACUGUCAAGGUUUUCUACUACUCGCGAAAUCUGUAGUUCGUGUUCUGUAAAAUGUCUGUUUAGUCUGUGACCGUGAGAGGUUUCAUCGUUAUCAAACGUCUCCGUUUUUUCACUCAACCGCGCGCGCUGUACUAACGAUGCAGGUCGUCUCCUAAGGGGUCCUUUAUAUCCGACAGGCACGAAAGACGUCCCCCAUUACAAUGAAACCGAAAAAAAAUCGGUUUAGCCAACUUAAUCUUUAAUCCCGCUUUAAUUUAAUCUGUAGGCCGAUCAGUUGAGUUAAGGACGGCAAUAGCAACGACGUUUGAAACGAACCUUGGAUCGCACAGGAACACUUACUAUUCAGGCUACGCUCUUACUAGCCCUUUUUAACUUUGUUCUUUUACGGAGUAGCUCUUCAGUUUGGUAACAAUCAAUCAUUUUAUUAACGUUUUAAUGUUGGAUAGGUUUACCACUAUCUCAGCCGGAGGCUCAUUUCAAAAACGCAUAACUAUUAUAAUAAUUAUUAAAAAUGAUCUAGCCUCGCGAGUUAUCAUGCUUGACUUGGCGUAGUGGUUUACCAUAGUGUACUGCGUUCACGCAAUGUUUUUCGUAUUUACUGCAGGCCUGAAUUUGAAAAGCUAAGUGGAUCAGAGAUGAUGGAAACAUGCUAUCUUGUGAACGAGUUGUUCAUCGGUCCUGAAGAUGACAACUAACUCACGACAAGUCGAUAAAGAUGGAAGGGGUUUUCAUGCAAGGGUCAUAAAAUUGUACUGAAUAUCGCUACCAAAUCAGGAAAAAAAUAGACAUUGACAAAUCAUAAACGCAGACUCAUGCAGAUUGAGACUGGUUCAGGUUGUACUUCUGAUUGGUUGAAAAUGGGAAGCGAAAUUUCAGAAUCAGUGAAUAUUUUGAGAUACGGUCGAAAGCUGCAUUGCUAAAAAAUUUUAGCCCUGGAGAUAAGAAUUAUUAUAAAUUCAGGAAUGAACAUUCAUAGUCUGUGUUACCUGAAUUGGGAGCUGCUUUUGUGAAAAAGCGAGUCAACAUAAGUUAUUGCCUCAUGUAUAAACAGCUUUUAGCCUGUACAAUAUAAG
Molecule: messenger RNA, 13784 nt
Organism: Porites lobata
Lineage: Eukaryota; Metazoa; Cnidaria; Anthozoa; Scleractinia; Poritidae
Source: the annotation of a GenBank genome assembly